This is a messenger RNA of Drechmeria coniospora, 324 nucleotides long. RefSeq names its product UPF0136 domain protein. NCBI's taxonomy places the organism in Eukaryota, Fungi, Ascomycota, Sordariomycetes, Hypocreales, Ophiocordycipitaceae. Bases 1 to 324 code for a protein of 107 amino acids. Gene Ontology annotation, cellular component: membrane. The record is from RefSeq and is a predicted model, not a curated record. The transcript has 3 exons.
AUGUCGUCGCAACAUCUCGAGAUAUCGUCCUUUAUCCUCGCCGCCCUCACUGCCAGCGGCGGCAUCAUGGGCUACGUCAGGACAAAAUCCGUUCCCUCUCUCGUCGCUGGCUCGGCCGUCGGUGUGCUCUACGGCCUGGGCGGCUAUCGGCUGCAUAACCGUGAGCCGUACGGUACCGAAAUGAGCUUGCUCGCCUCCAUCAUCCUUGGUGGCUCCGCCAUCCCCCGAGCCAUUCGGCUCCGAAAGCCCGUCCCGGUUCUGCUCAGCGUCCUGUCUGCCUUUGGAAUGUUCACGUUUGGCAAUGCCUAUCGCAAGACGAUGUAA